UCAGUGAGCUAGAGGUACAUUAAUUUGAAGUUCGUAGCAUCACAAAAUAGAAACAAACAAUGGCUUUCGCGCUCAAGGCGUCCCCCGCCCCUCCAUCGUCCUCGGCCGCGUCGGGCCACCCGGCCGGGCGGCAUAGUGCAGUGACGGUGGCCGCGUCGAGGAGGCUUCUUGUGGUCAGGGCGGCGAUCCACCCGGUGGUGCCCAUGGACAGGCUUCUUCUCAGAGCGCCGCGCAAACGAGCCCUAGCACUAACAGUGGCGCAGACCUUGUCCCGUGUCAAGGAGCAGGCCAAGACGGCCCUCAUCCCGUACAUCACCGCCGGCGACCCGGACCUGGCGACCACGGCGGAGGCACUGAGGCUCCUCGACAACGUCGGUGCUGACGUCAUAGAGCUCGGCAUGCCAUCCCCGGACCCCUCUGCCGACGGGCCGGUCAUUAGGGCCUCCGCGCAGCGGGCGCUGGCGGCCGGGGCGACGGCGGACGCAGUGAUGACCAUGCUCAAGGAGGUGACGCCGGACCUUUCCUGCCCCGUGGUCCUCUUCUCCUACUUCGACCCCAUCGUGCGGCUAGGGACGGCGAGCUUCGCCGCCGCGGCCAAAGAUGCGGGUGUCAAAGGUCUUAUCAUACCUGAUCUUCCGUACGACAACAUACAUGCUUUCAGGAUAGAAGCCAUCAAGAACAGUCUAGAGUUGAUCCUCCUUACAACACCAGCUACAACAGCAGAGAGGAUGAGAGAGAUCACGAAAGCUUCCCAGGGGUUUGUUUACCUUGUAAGUGUUGUUGGAGUUACGGGAGCCCGUGCUACCGUAAACCCGCAUGUCAAGGAUCUUCUUAAGGAGAUUAGGAAGGUCAGUGACAAAGCAGUGGCAGUCGGCUUUGGAAUAUCGACCCCGGAACAUGUUAGCCAGAUUGUAGAGUGGGGUGCAGAUGGAGUGAUUAUUGGUAGUGCAAUGGUGAAACAAUUGGGUGAAGCACAAUCACCAACACAAGGGUUGAAGAGGCUAGAAGUAUAUGCCAGGAGUUUGAAAGAUGCACUUCCAUGUUAAAUAAUGUAAAAGUUCAGUAGUUAGACUAGCUGUGAGCCAUCAUGGUGCUCAAAAUUUCAAUAGGUAUACACGGAGAAGCUACUUUUUUUUAAA
Molecule: messenger RNA, 1139 nt
Organism: Lolium perenne
Lineage: Eukaryota; Viridiplantae; Streptophyta; Magnoliopsida; Poales; Poaceae
Product: tryptophan synthase alpha chain-like
Biological process (GO): L-tryptophan biosynthetic process
Cellular component (GO): cytosol; chloroplast
Molecular function (GO): tryptophan synthase activity
Source: RefSeq, a predicted model, not a curated record